Rana temporaria (common frog) is the source of this 4139-nucleotide messenger RNA. RefSeq names its product unk zinc finger (gene UNK). Gene Ontology annotation, biological process: cell morphogenesis involved in neuron differentiation. Gene Ontology annotation, molecular function: metal ion binding; mRNA CDS binding. The record is from RefSeq and is a predicted model, not a curated record. The transcript is spliced from 17 exons. The coding region runs from base 112 to 2583 and encodes 823 amino acids. Lineage: Eukaryota; Metazoa; Chordata; Amphibia; Anura; Ranidae.
CGGAAGCACUUCUGACUUCCUCUCAUGGCGCCCGCGCAGGCGCGCUCGGCCCCCACCGCGGCGUUCCGCGUAGAGCCAGCGAUAAAAGGAACGUAGGAGGGAGGCCCGAAGAUGUCUAAGGGCCCCGUCCCCACUUCACCGUCCGCCUCGUCCGCUUCCCCGGCAGCAGUGGCGAGCGGAGCGCUCCAGGCGCAGCCCGAGAAGCCGCAGCACUACACGUAUCUAAAAGAAUUUCGAACUGAGCAGUGUCCCUUAUUUGUACAGCACAAAUGUACCCAGCAUAGGCCCUAUACCUGCUUCCAUUGGCACUUUGUGAACCAGCGGCGGCGGAGGUCAGUACGACGUAGAGAUGGGACAUUUAACUACAGCCCAGACAUCUACUGUACAAAGUAUGAUGAGACUACAGGCCUGUGCCCUGAAGGAGACGAUUGCCCCUUCCUACACAGAACAACAGGGGAUACGGAAAGAAGGUACCACUUACGCUAUUACAAAACUGGCAUCUGCAUCCAUGAGACAGACUCCAAGGGUCAUUGUACCAAGAAUGGGCAGCACUGUGCCUUCGCCCAUGGGCCCCAUGAUCUACGCUCCCCUGUGUAUGAUAUAAGGGAGUUGCAGGCGAUGGAGGCACUGCAGAAUGGACAGACACCCCUAGAUGGAAGUAUGGAAGGGCAGACUGCUGUAGCUGCAAGCCAUGCCAUGAUAGAAAAGAUUUUAGGUGAAGAGCCACGAUGGCAGGAUACCACAUAUGUUCUAGGACACUACAAGACAGAUCAGUGCAAAAAGCCUCCACGACUUUGUCGCCAGGGUUAUGCAUGUCCUUAUUACCACAAUAGCAAAGAUAGGAGGAGAAGUCCACGCCAAAAUAAGUACAGAUCUUCCCCGUGUCCAAAUGUGAAGCAUGCUGAUGAGUGGGGUGACCCUAGUAAGUGUGAAAGUGGAGAUUCAUGCCAAUACUGUCACACAAGAACAGAGCAGCAAUUCCACCCCGAGAUUUACAAAUCUACAAAGUGCAACGAUAUGCAACAGUCUGGCAGCUGUCCACGUGGGCCAUUUUGUGCCUUUGCACAUGUUGAACAGUCUCUUCUAUGUGAUGACUUACAAUCUCCUUCAGCUGUGUCAAGCCCUACACAAACUGGACCUAUUAUGUAUAUGCCUUCGGCUGCUGGAGACUCUGUUCCUGUGAGCCCAUCCAGCCCUCAUGCACCAGACUUCAGCAGCGUAUGGGGUAAGAUGAGCCACCUUCCUACCAGUCCAACACCAGCAUCAAUACUAUGUGCCAGCAUAGGAAGCCCAACUCAUGGUUGCGGAUCUCCCUCGGGAUCCCUUGGGAAGCCACAGAACCUGGAUAGCCUUGGAUUUCACGGUGACCUCUCAGGCAGCUACAAGAAAGCCCCAGGGUGCGAGAGGGAAGACUCCACAGGGACUGAUUAUCUAAAGAGCUUUAAAAGCCAGGCAAAGUUAAAACCGCACCCGAUGGAGCACAGGGGUCAAGAUCAAUCCCUUCUACAGUCAAAGCAGGAUGCAUUAGGAAUAAUGCCAAUGGGGAGUCCACUGACCUCAAGCAUUUCCUCUAGUAUUACUUCUAGUCUAGCUGCAACACCCCCCAGCCCUGCAGCCAUAAGUGGUACUCCUGGUAUGAAUGCCAAUGCUCUGCCCUUCUACCCAACCAGUGACACAGUAGAAUCUGUCAUAGAAUCUGCCCUGGAUGACCUUGAUUUAAAUGAUUUUGGUGUUGCCGCUUUAGAGAAGUCAUUCGAUAAUACCACAGUUGCCACAUCUGGUGGUAUAAUGAUAGGUGGCAGCCUAAUGCAGAGUUCUGCUCCUGUAAACAUCCCUGGAUCUUUAGGCAGCUCAGCGUCCUUCCAUUCCACAUCUCCAUCUCCACCUGUAAGCAUCUCCUCACACUUUAUGCACCAGACCCCUGGAGCACAUAGCCAAUCAGAAAGCACCUUUCUCAGUACAUCAACCACCCCUGGGUCACUAGGCUUAAAUGGCAUGAAUAACAGUAUAUGGGAACAUUUUGUGUCAGGCAGCUAUUCUCCUGGGACGUCACCUGCGUUCCCCUCUGGAGCAGGUGGGGCCGAGCUUGUUAGAUUACGCCAGGAGCUGGAAGAGGCUAGUAACACUAUCAAACAAUGGGAGGACUCAUGGAAACAAGCAAAACAGGCCUGUGAUGCCUGGAAGAAAGAGGCAGAGGAAGCUAAUGAGCGGGCGACAGCAGCUAGCAUGGAAUGUGAACUUGCGCGGGAGCAGAGAGAUGCCCUGGAACAACAAGUGAAGAAACUGCAGGAAGAGCUGGAUAGAAUUCCUGGAACACUAGAUUCUAAAUUACUUAGCUCUGUUUCUGAACUAGAAACUCUCCCUUUAGCUACGUUAUAUAGCAUUCAGAAGCAGCUACAUGCCAGCUUGGAAAGAGUUGAAAAGGCAGUUUAUCAGCUCCAAUCCGUAAAAUGUCACAAGUGUCAGGACCAGAAUAGAGCAAUGCUACAGUGCCAACAUGGCGUGAUUUGCGAAGUAUGUGCUGCGGAAGAUGGAGACUGCCCUAAUUGUCAGCUUAAUAUAACAACCGUUCUGCAGCCAUGACCUCUGCAAGCCUGACUCCCAGGCUCCUCAAAACUCCUUUUUUAUAUAAACUGCUAUAAAUCAAUAUAUAUUCAUACAAUGGAAUCCUAGUGAAGUUGAGCACUUUUAAACAAAGAAAAAAAAAUGUCAUUCCUUUUGGAACUUACCACAAAGCCUCAGAGUUUUUCUUCCUCUGAGAGACUCGGUAUUCUAUCAUUUCUAGAACCUCCUAUUAAGGAUUACUUCCCAGAUGACAUAUCUUGGCAUAGUGAAAUGCAAGAUUUCCUCUGUGAUAUAUUUUAUUGGGACCAAAUAAUGUCUGUUUUCCCACCUACAAGCCGCAUCUUGAUAAACUCUCCAAAAAAAUGUCCAAGGUGAGUCUGAAGCUGGUCAUCAUUGUGAUGUGCUGAAUAAAGAACACAACACUUCCCGAAGACUUUUGCUGAGAGACGAUUCCUUGUAAACAAUGGUGGCUGUAGAUAGCACUUACCUGGGACCAGCCUUGAGUAAAGCAGUCAGGGUUCUGCUUAAGCUCCCCCUCUUUAGAAUGCCUGAAGAAUUCUCUGUGUGUCAUAUGAUAUCAGGAAUAGAAGCAUUCUAACAUAGGGUUAGAGAUCAAGUUCUCUUGUCUCACUUAGAUAAUGUUAUUCUGUAAAAUCAAUUAGAUUAUUCAUUCAUGCAAGUAAUCAUUUCAGUAUUGAGUGUCCGCAAAAGGAUUUUUCUUUUGUAUUAACAGCCUAAUUUCUUGCAAUCAGAAAUACAAAAGUAUCCGUCUUUAAUAAUAGAACAAUUACGUCUCUCUUCAGUGUUGACAUUUAAAAAAAUAUAGUCAUGGUUUUGGGCAAGGCUUAAAAUGAGGCCUAAAGUUCUCCAAUAUGGAAAAAACGCCUACAGUUUAAGUAUUGCAGCCUGCAUGGCUAUAAAUUAACAAAGGAUACUGACAAAGGAUGCUUCUCUUUAGUUCCUUAUAUCACAAGCUCUUUACAUGUUAUAGAAACCAACCAGUUCUUUUAAACCUUGUCGUCCUGCAGGUGUUUGAACUGUCUGUUUUAGAAGAUGUUAUUUAUGUCCAAAUAAUGUUUAGAUCCAUCUCAAUAUCAUUUAAGAGCUAUUAAUCUUUCAGUUGGAUUUGUUGUUAGAUAAUAGAGUACUGCACGCAUAGGUAAUGAUGGCGUGUGUGCAACUGCGGUGCUAAUAUGUGAAAACAGAAAAGUACAAGUAUCCUCCCUUGUGUUCAGUUUCCAGCUAUUUUUCAGAUGUGUGUUCAAAGACAAGCACAAGUGUUUGCAUUUGGCCAAACCUUCACCUUUCCACCAGUUUUAUACGUUAGCCCCAAUAUGCAAACUGUGGUAUGAAGAAGGUGGAAGGCUAUAUGGUGGUACACUUGUAAGCACUUGACAAGUUACAACCAUUCUUUAUUCAAAUGAAGUUGGAAAGGGGUUUAUUACAAACAAAUUGCAUUUCAUUUCCCCAAAAGUUUAACAGUAUGAUAUCACGUUCGUUACCUUUACUAGUUUGGGAAAACUGGCUUGGUGCAUUUAUGGCAUUAUCCUAAAAUCAAUUUAGAGUAAAAAUUG